GGCCCGCGGCUGCCCCGGUGUCCUCGCGCCGCUCGUCCGCGCGCAACCUGGCAGUUUGCCUCUUCCUCGUCCUCCAGCCUGCGUUCAUGGCCACCGCGGCGGCCGAGGAGCCCUUCCCCUUCCACGGCCUCCUGCCCAAGAAAGAGACCGGGGCCGCCUCCUUCCUCUGUCGCUACCCGGAGUAUGACGGGCGGGGGGUGCUCAUCGCCGUCCUGGACACGGGGGUCGACCCCGGGGCUCCGGGCAUGCAGGUUACAACUGAUGGAAAACCAAAAAUCAUUGAUAUCAUUGAUACCACAGGAAGUGGUGAUGUGAAUACUGCUACAGUGGUGGAGCCCAAAGAUGGCGAGGUUGUCGGUCUUUCAGGAAGAGCACUCAAGAUUCCUGUGAGCUGGACAAAUCCCUCAGGCAAAUAUCAUAUUGGCAUCAAAAAUGGCUAUGAUUUCUAUCCAAAGGCACUCAAAGAAAGGAUACAGGUUACAACUGAUGGAAAACCAAAAAUCAUUGAUAUCAUUGAUACCACAGGAAGUGGUGAUGUGAAUACUGCUACAGUGGUGGAGCCCAAAGAUGGCGAGGUUGUCGUUUACAGAGCCUGCAUUGAUUCGAAUGAAGAUGGGGAUUUGAGUAAAUCUACCGUAUUGAGAAACUACAAAGAGGCCCAAGAAUAUGGUUCCUUUGGCACAGCUGAGAUGUUAAAUUACUCUGUUAAUAUAUAUGAUGAUGGAAACCUGCUCUCCAUUGUGACCAGUGGAGGAGCUCAUGGAACACACGUAGCUAGUAUAGCCGCUGGGCAUUUUCCAGAAGAACCUGAACGGAAUGGUGUAGCUCCCGGUGCUCAGAUUCUUUCCAUCAAGAUCGGUGAUACCCGACUGAGCACGAUGGAAACAGGCACGGGCCUUAUACGCGCCAUGAUAGAAGUCAUAAAUCAUAAGUGUGAUCUUGUCAACUACAGCUAUGGAGAAGCAACUCACUGGCCAAAUUCUGGGAGAAUUUGUGAAGUAAUCAGUGAAGCAGUGUGGAAGCAUAACAUCAUUUACGUUUCAAGCGCUGGGAAUAACGGUCCAUGUCUUUCUACGGUCGGCUGUCCGGGUGGAACGACAUCCAGUGUCAUAGGUGUUGGUGCAUAUGUUUCUCCCGAUAUGAUGGUUGCUGAGUAUUCUCUGAGAGAGAAAUUACCAGCAAAUCAGUACACAUGGUCUUCAAGAGGCCCCAGUGCUGAUGGGGCCCUCGGAGUAAGUGUCAGCGCGCCCGGAGGAGCCAUUGCUUCUGUUCCCAACUGGACGUUGAGAGGAACUCAGCUAAUGAACGGGACGUCCAUGUCUUCUCCCAAUGCGUGUGGGGGCAUCGCCCUGAUACUUUCAGGUCUGAAAGCUAAUAACGUUAACUACACGGUUCAUUCAGUCAGAAGAGCUCUAGAAAAUACUGCAGUAAAGGCUGACAAUAUAGAAGUAUUUGCCCAAGGACAUGGUAUUAUUCAGGUUGAUAAAGCUUAUGACUACCUCGUUCAGAAUACAUCAUUUGCUAAUAAAUUAGGUUUCACUGUUACUGUUGGAAAUAACCGCGGCAUCUACCUCCGAGACCCUGUUCAGGUGGCUGCACCUUCAGAUCAUGGCGUUGGCAUUGAACCUGUGUUUCCGGAAAAUACCGAAAACGCUGAAAAAAUAUCCCUUCAGCUUCAUUUAGCUUUAACUUCAAAUUCAUCUUGGGUUCAGUGUCCCAGCCAUUUGGAACUCAUGAAUCAAUGUAGACACAUAAACAUACGUGUGGAUCCCAGGGGCUUAAGAGAAGGAUUACAUUAUACAGAGGUAUGUGGCUAUGAUAUAGCAUCCCCUAAUGCAGGUCCUCUGUUCAGAGUUCCAAUCACUGCAGUUAUAGCAACCAAAGUAAACGAAUCGUCACAUUAUGAUCUAGCCUUGACAGAUGUACAUUUUAAACCUGGUCAAAUUCGAAGGCAUUUUAUUGAGGUUCCUGAGGGUGCAACAUGGGCUGAAGUUACUGUGUGUUCGUGUUCUUCUGAGGUGUCAGCCAAGUUUGUUCUUCAUGCGGUGCAGCUUGUGAAGCAAAGAGCGUAUCGAAGUCAUGAAUUCUAUAAGUUUUGUUCCCUUCCAGAAAAAGGAACACUGACUGAAGCUUUUCCUGUCUUAGGUGGGAAAGCAAUUGAGUUUUGCAUUGCUCGUUGGUGGGCAAGUCUUAGUGAUGUCAAUAUUGAUUAUACCAUUUCUUUCCAUGGAAUAGUGUGUACUGCUCCUCAGUUAAACAUUCAUGCGUCGGAAGGAAUCAAUCGUUUUGAUGUUCAGUCCUCCUUGAAGUAUGAAGAUCUGGCUCCCUGCAUAACUUUGAAGAGCUGGGUCCAGACCCUCCGCCCACUGAGUGCAAAAACAAAACCUUUAGGAUCACGAGAUGUUUUGCCAAAUAAUCGUCAGCUUUAUGAGAUGAUCCUGACUUAUAACUUUCAUCAGCCCAAGAGUGGGGAAGUAACUCCAAGCUGCCCACUACUUUGUGAACUAUUAUAUGAAUCAGAAUUUGACAGCCAACUGUGGAUUAUAUUUGACCAGAACAAAAGACAAAUGGGUUCAGGAGAUGCCUAUCCACAUCAGUAUUCUUUGAAACUGGAGAAAGGAGAUUAUACAAUUCGACUACAGAUUCGUCAUGAGCAGAUCAGCGAUUUGGAACGUCUUAAAGAUCUCCCAUUCAUUGUUUCUCAUAGGUUGUCUAAUACCUUGAGCUUAGAUAUUCAUGAAAAUCAUAGCCUUGCACUUCUAGGAAAGAAGAAAUCAAGUAAUUUGACAUUACCACCCAAGUAUAACCAACCAUUCUUUGUUACCUCCUUACCUGAUGACAAAAUACCUAAAGGGGCAGGACCUGGAUGCUACCUUGCAGGAUCCUUAACAUUAUCAAAGACUGAACUUGGGAAGAAAGCUGGGCAGUCUGCAGCAAAACGACAAGGAAAAUUUAAAAAGGAUGUGAUCCCUGUUCAUUACUACCUAAUACCUCCGCCAACAAAGACUAAGAAUGGCAGCAAAGAUAAAGAAAAAGAUUCAGAAAAAGAGAAAGAUUUAAAAGAAGAGUUCACUGAAGCAUUACGAGAUCUUAAAAUUCAGUGGAUGACAAAGCUGGAUUCUAGUGACAUUUAUAAUGAAUUGAAAGAAACAUAUCCUAAUUAUCUUCCUCUGUAUGUUGCAAGACUUCAUCAGUUGGAUGCUGAAAAGGAACGGAUGAAAAGACUUAAUGAAAUUGUUGAAGCUGCAGAUGCUGUUAUUUCUCAUAUAGAUCAAACGGCCCUAGCAGUUUAUAUGGCAAUGAAGACUGACCCCAGGCCCGAUGCAGCUACUAUAAAAAAUGAUAUGGACAAACAGAAAUCUACCCUCGUGGAUGCCCUUUGUAGAAAAGGAUGUGCCCUGGCCGACCAUCUUCUUCACGCACAAGAUCAAGACGGGGCUGUUUCAAGCGACACCGAAGGAAGAGAGGAGGAAAGAGAAAAUACUCUGGAUUCUGUGAUGGAAACUUUUUGGGAAACUACAAAAUGGACUGAUCUUUUUGACAAUAAGGUUUUAACAUUUGCAUACAAGCAUGCAUUAGUACAUAAAUUGUAUGGGAGAGGCCUUAAAUUUGCAACUAAACUUGUGGAAGAAAAACCAACAAAAGAAAACUGGAAAAAUUGUAUUCAACUGAUGAAGUUACUUGGAUGGACCCAUUGUGCAUCUUUUACUGAAAACUGGCUCCCCAUCAUGUAUCCUCCUGAUUAUUGUGUAUUCUAAAAUAGGAACCAAGACUUUAAAUUUUAAAAAAGAAAGUUUUAUAGUGAAUGGAUAUAAAAACAAAUUUGUGGCAUUUUUAGUCUAAUGCAUGUUUUCAUCCGCUAUCAAAUACUGAUUAUUAAAAUGAUGUGUAUUUAUCAGAGAAUUUGCUGGCGUGUGGCUUAAUACAUGUAAAUCUAGACCUCUGACAUCAUGGUGUUUUUUUAAUGCCUCACAUUGCUGGCAGCGGGCUGUGCCCUGACUGCCAGCACCAAGGACUGUCAGUUGGGUUGCAGCUAUUACAUGCAUGAUCGGUUUUGAACAGUGACUUUUAACUGCAAACCUGUAAAAUUCUAUUUUUUAUUUUAUAAAUGAACAGGGUUUUAACAUGCUCAACUUUAAUUUUUUCAAUUGUAUGAAGGCCUUAAAAAGCUACAUUAAGCGUAGCUAAAAUUAUUUAUUGGACUAAAAAGUAACACAACUUCAUUUCCAGAUUUCUUUUUUUUUUUUUUUUUUUGCAAAAGUUUA
This is a messenger RNA of Leptonychotes weddellii (Weddell seal), 4265 nucleotides long. The record is from RefSeq and is a predicted model, not a curated record. Lineage: Eukaryota; Metazoa; Chordata; Mammalia; Carnivora; Phocidae.